This is a messenger RNA of Exophiala spinifera, 519 nucleotides long. RefSeq lists its product as uncharacterized. The coding region runs from base 1 to 519 and encodes 172 amino acids. The transcript has a single exon. The record is from RefSeq and is a predicted model, not a curated record. Lineage: Eukaryota; Fungi; Ascomycota; Eurotiomycetes; Chaetothyriales; Herpotrichiellaceae.
AUGCCGAUCUAUCUGUCUAUGCAGCGGGUGCGCUUCUCUAGCCCGGACGCGUACGAGAAGUUCAAAGUCCUCUUCGCCGACACUCGUCGCCAUCUGAUGACGCUGCCGGGUUUCCUCCACCUGACGUGGUGGGAGCACCCCGACGACCGGAGCUGGUACAACGAAUGCAGCUUCUGGACGAGCCGCGGUGCGCUCUACGACUGGCACAAGAACACGUACCACAAGUACUGCAAGACCUGGGCCGCCAACGGGGCCAUCAUGGAGGACAUCAUCACCAACUUCGAGCUCGUCGGGACCCGCCUGUUGCGUGUCUGCCCUGUCUGCAACCUGGCCGUGGACAAGAAGUACGACCUGGCCCAAGAGCAGGCCGUUCUACACGAACAGUGCCCCCAGUGUGGCUUCCACUUUCCUGUUCUGGAGGAGACGCCGUCGAGUUUUGCCGUGUUCAAGGAUGCCGUGGUUGGGACGGACUCCAAGAACGCAGAAGGAGAUAAGGCGGGAGAGCAAAGUGCGAAGUAA